GCGGCAAGGCGCCGGAACUACGGUGCCCGUCAGGCCUCGCGUCAGCCCCUUGGCCCGCCUCCGCGGCGGAGACGGGAAACGGAGUCGCCUGCGAGUCCUGCGCCCUGAGAAACUACCGUUCCUGUCAGCCUCUGCGCUCGCCUGUCGCUUCCCCCGUCCCCGCCUCCGCCUUCGGGGCGGGGAGGGGGGGGGGGGGGGAAGAGACGGGACACGGAGUUGGCGCCAACGCCGCCGGCGGGACCCGGACUACCCGUCCUAGCGGGCCGGGCGCCAGCGUCCCUCAGCGUCCGGAGCGAGGGCCGGACCUGCUGCUUUUGGCCUUCAUCUGUGGAAAGCUGCGGCUACCCGCUCCUCGCGGGCGUAGGUGCAGAGCGAGGACGCAGCGAGGGCAGCCGUGUUGGUCAGCAGCGCUCCCGAGCGAAGAUCUGCGAGCACGCGCUCUCCUGUGAGGCGAGAGCCCGCGCGUCUGUACGCGUCCAGCCGUUGCGUGCAGUCCCACUGAGGCUGGGGUGGAGGCAGGAACAAGAUGUGAUCCUUUCUUGUCAGGAGAAUGCAGAAAGCAGAAGUAAAGCUACAUGAGUAAGAAAUAAGUUUCCUAAGCAGCUAGUAUCAUAAGGACACCUCAAUAUAGCACUCUCCACUUACUAAAGUGACUCCCUGACAUGGAGAAGCUUGGAGUUGCCAUGUCCACUGUGGUUCCAUAACACCUCUAGGCCAGAUCUCCUGCCUUAUACACAUGAUCAUCCAGAAAGAUACUGUGAUCUUGAAAGGAACACAUAGCUCCACAUCAUGAACUUACAGCUCUUUGUUUCAUCACGCCAUCCUAAACAGAUUCAGACCAGUCCAGGCUACCUUGAGACUUAUUAGAGCACAGAAGCCAGAAGUUUGAUUUCAGACUUCUUUUUGAACCUCAGACGAAUCUGAGCUAUAAAACUGGUUACCUUUCCAGAAGAUUCUUUAAGGGUGUCACUUUACACUUCAGAAGUGAAAUCUGGCAGUGCUGGCUUCCCCGACAUUGGACACCUUUAAGAUUGGGCUGGACGGCUGCUGGGCCAUCUUGUCUAGACAGAGCUUUUGCCAAGAAAGGUUGGACCAGCUGAUCCUUGAGGUCCCUUCCAACUUGAUAUUCUGGAAGUAGGUACGAAGGAAGUUGUCUGAAGUUGCAGAAUGAGUCAUGGCGAACCUAGAAACUGAAUGGUCCUAUCUGCUCACUGCUAGGCCUCCUGCCUCGAUUUUUGUCAUCUUACGCUCCUUGGACUGAGACAAAAAGAACAAAAAUUCCAUAAUUACUGACCCUGAUGGCACACUGCCCGAAAAAUGAAUACUUUGAUAAUUUGCUGCUCUCUUGUAAGCCUUGUCAUCUUCGAUGUUCUAGUACACCACCGCCUUCAUGUGAAAACUACUGUGAUAAGAGUACUGAUUCAAGUGGAGUUCUUUGGAUUUGCCUGGGCUUAGGAGUAAUUUUAAUGCUCACUCUGUUCACCUUAAUGGUCUUGUUUAAAUGGAAGCACCUGAAGCCACUAAAAGAAAAACUGAAAAACACAGACUCUUCUGUGGAGCUGAAUAAUAUUCUCAAGGCUCAUACUGAAAGCAGUGUAAAUACAGAAGGAAUUAGGCACUCACUUCAAAGUGAGACAUUAAUGUAUUCAGUGGAAGAAUGCACUUGCAGUGACUGUGGCUUCGUAAAACCUCAGACUGGCUGUGAAACUUCAUUUCCAUUACCAGCUACAGAAGAAGGAGCUACUGUUCUAGUUACCACGAAAUCUUUUGAUUAUUGCAACUAUAUUCUGGGCGCUGGGUGACUAUGAGAGAAGUAUAUUUUUACUGCAUAAUAAUAGUUAUUCCAGUAUAGCUAUUAAUCUUAAUACUUGCAGUCAGUGGAGAAGACUAGUACAUCAUCCUUAUAGAUCUUCCAUUGAGCUUUCAUUAAUAUUGUCAUAUUAUUUCUAAUUCUAGUAUCUCUUUGGUCAAAUAUUUCUACAUUAUUCUCAGGUACUAAAGUAGUUAUUGGAAUUUUUAAUUUUUGAAUGUCCCCAUGUAGGCUGGCUUUUCCUGCCUUUAGUGAUUGUAUCUACUUACGCCGGAUGUAUACAAGCCCAUCAAUAAACAAGUUUGCAAAUAUGUA
This is a messenger RNA of Grus americana (Whooping crane), 2125 nucleotides long. It is a transcript of the gene TNFRSF17, whose product is annotated as TNF receptor superfamily member 17. The record is from RefSeq and is a predicted model, not a curated record. Gene Ontology annotation, biological process: tumor necrosis factor-mediated signaling pathway. Bases 1299 to 1802 code for a protein of 167 amino acids. NCBI's taxonomy places the organism in Eukaryota, Metazoa, Chordata, Aves, Gruiformes, Gruidae. Gene Ontology annotation, molecular function: signaling receptor activity. The transcript has 10 exons.